Messenger RNA from Uloborus diversus, 2782 nucleotides. RefSeq lists its product as uncharacterized. The coding region runs from base 128 to 865 and encodes 245 amino acids. NCBI's taxonomy places the organism in Eukaryota, Metazoa, Arthropoda, Arachnida, Araneae, Uloboridae. The record is from RefSeq and is a predicted model, not a curated record. The transcript is spliced from 5 exons.
AGUCGCAUCGCAACCUGUGCCCGUCGCAGCGAUGUGAUUACCCUCCUCGCUCGAUUUUGCCGCUACUUUGGCCAUCCCUUUUUUUACCUGCUGCCUCCCUGUCCGAAUUUUUCAUCACCUCCGGAAGAUGUACCGCUGCUGGAUUAUCAUCUGCCUCGGGAUAUUCGUUCGAAAAGGAACAGCAACUGUUCAAGGAGAGAACUGUGGCACUGUGGAUAUCAUGAAAUGUCUUCCAGCGAGCGAGCAACGCUUCUUUUUCCCGGACACGUCACACAAACUUCGAGAUUACUGCGAUCACCUGAUGUCCGGCUUGGACUGCGCAAAGCGCAUUAUAGACAGUUGUGCAACGGAAGCGGAUAAAGACAUCUACUACAACCUCACUCAAGACAUGUUCGGCAUGAAUGUUGCUCUUUGCACUCCAGGGUCAGAUCUCAGCGUCAGAUUUUUGAAACACGUGGAUUGUUACAAAACACUUUCUGAACGGUUUCGCACCUGUUCGGACAGAUACAUCAGCAACAUUGUGGUUGUUAAAUCUCUGUCUCAAGAUGAACAGAUCAAAAUGACUUGCUGCACCGUGCAUGAAUACGAGCGCUGCAUGCGCAACAGUGUGGAAGGUCGUUGCGACGCAGAUGCACAGAAACUCGUCGGCGACACAGUCGUGAACGUACUCAAGCAGACUUUCAAAUUCUGCCAACAGUUCGACGACGUACCAAAGAUGCAGUGCUACCAGAAAUUCUCAGCUAGCCAAGGACACGCGACGUCCAGCCUCAACGAGGAAAGCGAAGAGUUUAGUGGUGCUCAGAUGACCUUUAACUCCUCGAAACUUUUGUUCCUAAUUCUUGUUUUCCUUGUUGCCUACUCUUGACAUAUUCGUCGACAAACAUGAGCUUCAAAUGGAAGAAGUUAUAUUUUCUUACGAGGAGAAAUGAUUGCGAAUUUUUUAAUGUGUUGCCAAAUGGUGAAAAGAAAUCUUGAUAGAACAAACAACUGCCCGCGGCAUGGCAAUCAAUAUCAUCGUCAAAUGUUCGCGCGGUGGUUUCGGAAGUUUGAAUCUAAUUCUAGUCAUGUUUUGUUAGCAGGGAAUCGGAGUACUUUUCGACAACAAAAAUCAUUGAAUUUCUGAGUAAAUACGAUUGAAAAAAUGCCUCGCCGCUGAAGUGCAGAAGAUUGUGCUGCUUUUAGGCUAAAAAGUUUCUUUAAUUUUUAUCCAAUUUCUUCAUGGUUAAUUUGGAUUUCUUUUGAAUAUUUUUUGAUUCGUGGUAAGGUGCCUUAAAAGGGUUAGAUUUACAGCUUCAACAAUUCUACAACAAAGUUCAUCACUUAUGAUUUUGAUACCAUCGGACCCAAAUAAGAGUUGCUUGUUUUUGGUCGAUUUUCUAUUACAUUUUGUUUGGGUAUAGCGUGCAUGUGUCGAGAGGGAUGCCGCACACACACACACACACACACAUAUUGUUUUUGAUAUCGAUCUGCGUGUGUGCCAGGGGUGAAUUCGCAGAUUUGGACCAAAAAGUCGGUGCUAAACUAGUUCCAGAACCAUUGAUUUGUAGUCAUAAGCCAAUUUUAGUUCAUUAAUAUAAAUAUCAUGAUAAAACUGCUUCCCCCCCCUUUCAGGAGAAAGUCCUGGUUACGUAAUGUCAAACUCAGAUUCAUUGUCUAGGUUUAUUAAUACGUAAAACUUCUGCAGCUUUUGUGAACUGAAGAAGAUUAAACUGAAGACGAAGUCGAGGUUCUAAGCAGAGGAGAUGCGUAAAGCUUUGAAUCCCAAAACAAGCAGCGACACAUCCGUCAUAUUGGGUCUAAACGAUGCUUUUUUCCUUGGUAUUCUAUGGUGAAGUAGCUUGUUUUUCUUUUUGAUUGUGGUUUCUCAUUAACUGUAUGUUAAUCCACAAUCAAGAAGCAAAACACGCUACUUCAUUAUAGCAAACAUGGGAAGAAAGCGGCAUCUAGCCUCAAGAUGGCGGACAUGUCGCUACUUAAGCUACGAUGCAGGGCUUUAGAUAUGCAUCGCGAAAAGCGUUGGUAAAGGUUGAAUACUUAAUAAAGAUAGUUUUUAAAUUUAUAAUUUAUGUUUUUAUUAGGUAGUUCCUGUAAAGUUGUUGGGCAUGUAAUAUAUCAGGAAAUAAAGAUGCGAUCAAUGUGUAGAGCUAAAAUGGAUGUUGAUACAAAAAGUAAACUAGUUUAGUGAAACAUAUAUUUUGUGAGAAAGAAACAUUGUUCCAGAAAAGCAAUACUGGAACGGCUUUCCUGAAACAAUACACCCCUGGUGUGUGUGUGUGUGUGAGUACUAAAAGUUAAAAGGAGUAAUUAUUUCAGUUUUCUCAUAAUUCGGAUGAACACUAAAUAUCACAUACAAGUAAAUGAUGUGCAUUGGUGUAACUUUUCUUUCCAAUAAAGACAAUUAUCUGACAUAAAACUGCAACUAUAAAUAUGACUACAUUAUUAAUAUUAGUGUUGCCGUUUUCAUAUUUAUUUUUAGCAUGAAUUUAUUUGUUUUGGUUAGUUUCAGUAAAACUGAAGAAAACGAGAUUUGAGUUUAUAUAGAGUCAUUAUCUUUCUUACUAAGUUUUUCAGAGAAAAACAACCAUAUCACUCUGAAAAAGAAAGAGGAUUACUUCCAAAGCGUCAGAUUUUAUUUAGCCUAUAAACUAGCCUUAGAGCAGAGGAAUAAAAAUUGAACAUCGGUUGUUUCAAUCCGUCAUUAGUUCCAUUAAAAACUGUCUGGUUCGAGGCAAAACAACUCAUCAUGUCUCACCGUCAAUCAAAAGCUGGAGAUGUUGGUAAA